Lolium rigidum is the source of this 540-nucleotide messenger RNA. Its product is annotated as pathogenesis-related protein PR-1-like. The transcript has a single exon. NCBI's taxonomy places the organism in Eukaryota, Viridiplantae, Streptophyta, Magnoliopsida, Poales, Poaceae. The record is from RefSeq and is a predicted model, not a curated record. Gene Ontology annotation, cellular component: extracellular region. Bases 4 to 540 code for a protein of 178 amino acids.
CCCAUGGCCUCCUCCACUUGUCCGAGAGCAGCCUGGUUGGCCGUGGCACUGCUCGUCGUCGCGGUUCUCUUUUCAAGCAAUGCCGUCGUCGUCGACGCCGGCUACCCCCGGGGCGGCGGCGGCGGCGACCUCAAGGGGCAGUUCCUGUCCCAGCAGAACGGGGCGCGGGCGGAGAUGGGGCUGCCGCCGCUGAGGUGGGACGAGCGCGUGGCGUCGUACGCGCGGUGGUACGCGCAGUCCCGGCGCAACGACUGCGCGCUGGUGCACUCGUCGGGGCCGUACGGGGAGAACCUGUUCUGGGGCAGCGGCACGGGGUGGUCGCCGGCGCAGGCGGUGGGGGCGUGGCUGGCGGAGCAGCCGCAGUACAACUACUGGGCCAACAGCUGCAACGGCCGGAUGUGCGGGCACUACACGCAGAUCGUGUGGCGGCAGAGCACCAGGGUGGGGUGCGCCAUGGUGGAGUGCUACAACGGGAAGGGCACCUUCAUCACCUGCAACUACGACCCGCCGGGCAACUACGUCGGCAUGCGCCCCUACUGA